This is a messenger RNA of Fimicolochytrium jonesii, 1217 nucleotides long. RefSeq lists its product as uncharacterized. NCBI's taxonomy places the organism in Eukaryota, Fungi, Chytridiomycota, Chytridiomycetes, Spizellomycetales, Powellomycetaceae. The transcript has 2 exons. The coding region runs from base 451 to 1068 and encodes 205 amino acids. The record is from RefSeq and is a predicted model, not a curated record.
GAGGUUGAUUGAAGCGGAGGCGGAGUCCAUGAGGAGGACGAAGGAAAAGGUGCGGAGGUAGUAAGUUGCGUAGGAGGCGAGGAAGGAGGGGAGGGUGCGGAGGGUGAGGGGGUCGUGUUGUUGAUGGAGGGCGGAAGUUGAGGUUGGGGUUGGGAGAGAUUCGGGAAAGGCUGUGGAGUUCUUCAGGGGGUGGGUGGUUUCGGUGGUCGUGUGAACGUCGUCGUUUGCGUUGGAUGAGAGGGAGUGGGAGUGGGAGUGGGCGUUGGGAUAGGAGUUUGGAGGAGGGGCGUCGUCGCCGCCUGCGGUUGUCGGAUCUCCUCUUGCGGUGUUGUCUCUGCGCGACAUAGUAUGUGUGGUGGCGGUGGCGGGCAGGGAGAGGGAGUGCAGGGAGGGGAGGUCGCUCAGUGAGUGAAUGAGUGAAUGGGUGAGUGAGUGCGCUGUCCGUUGCCAAUGCCCGGUCGUUUGCUGGUUGGUCUGUUGGGGGGGAUGAGGAAGUUCCCAGCGCCAGUUGUGCGAGACGGAGACAGACAGUUGUUGGGGGAGGGAGCGACUGUCAGAAUCCAACUGGCAUGCGCAGAGGGAGCUACUAUAUCCACUCCCCCUUGCCCUUCAUCACACAAGGCAUAUGCUUGCUCCCUCACUUCAUAUUCAUGCUCCGUUCGCUUAUUCCGCCUCGUACCCAUGCGCACGGAUAGGACUGACUAUGCGUUUGGAAGCUACCUUGUUCGAAGUGAUGCGCGACUACGAUUUUGUCGAUGGUGCUUCUCAUCCCUGCGUCCAUGGCGGAGACUAUGCUGCGAUAUCGGCCUGCGUGAGACCUACGUAGUUUCCCUUUCCGUUCUUUCUUGCUUGUUGCGUUGCUUUCUUCGUUUCCCUUUCUUGCUUUGCUUUCCAAUAAAAAUGACUCGCUGCACUACGGGAGACUUGCACCAUCACACUUCUCGCAACCCCUUGCUCUCUUCUGUCAACCGCUUGUACAGUAUAUACAGGAAGCUUUCGCUCCCCCAAAAGGGAAUAUGGAGAAGAGGAGGGGAAGGGAAGAAAAGUGAAUAUCCUGUCAGUCGAUGAGUCGCGCGAUCCUGUCAAAAGAACACUCUUCUCCCGCGUCUCCCCCCCUUGCGACUCGGCCUACAGCACUCCUACUGAGGCCAACGUCUCAUUUAAGUGGAGUCACUCCAAAUCGUGGGAACCCGGUCAUAUCCGUCACAUGCGUCAGC